Molecule: messenger RNA, 1056 nt
Organism: Peronospora matthiolae
Lineage: Eukaryota; Oomycota; Peronosporomycetes; Peronosporales; Peronosporaceae
Source: the annotation of a GenBank genome assembly
AUGUGCAAAGUGGAGAUGAGUACCCUGCCGUCCAUGGCCCCCGUUGACGCGCAGGUCACCAAGCCCACGUUUAUCAAGGCAUUCGAGCCCCAGCAGGAUUUCCACUGGACACCAACAGACGAGCCGCAUGCCACGCGUCGGAAGCUCAUUAUGGCGAAAUACCCCCAAGUGAAGAAACUCUUCGGCCAUUGUUGGAAGACCAAGUACAUUGUAGCCGCUACGGUGCUCCUGCAGACAUGCUUGGCGCUCACUGCCCAGCACAUGUCGUGGCCAAUGUACCUCUGCGUCCUCUACGUCAUCAGCGGCACAGCCAAUCACGCCAUGAUGAUGGGGAUGCACGAAGUCGCCCAUAAUCUCGGCUUUAAGAAGCCCCUGCACAACAAACUGCUGGGCGUCGUGGCCAAUCUCCCGCUGGUCGUGCCGUCUUCGACGUCGUUUAAACGGUACCAUCUUGACCAUCACCGGUACCAGGGAGUCGACGGCGUCGACGUUGACGUCCCAACGGUCCUCGAGGGGAAGUACAUCAACACCAAGUUGACCAAGUUCCUCUUCGUGUGUUUCCAGCUGUUCUUCUACGCCCUCCGUCCUCUCUUUGUCAAGUACAAGGCUCCAGGUUUCUGGGAAUACGUCAACCUCGCUACGUGUUUCAGCUACGGUAGCGUUAUCUAUGCCUAUGGCGGUCUCUCGGGCCUGCUCUAUCUGCUUCUGGGCACGGUGGUUGGCUCCGGAGUUCACCCCGUUGCUGGCCACUUCAUUGCCGAGCACUACGAGUUCGUGCUCGGCUACGAGACGUAUUCGUACUAUGGAAUUCUGAACCGCGUCACGUUUAACGUGGGGUUCCACAACGAGCAUCACGACUUUCCGUUCAUUGCUGGCUCACGACUUCACGAGCUGCACGCCCUCGCGCCAGAGUUUUACGAGAACCUCCCGCGCCACACGUCGUGGGUCAAGGUCAUGUACGACUACAUCAUGAACGACAACAUCAGCGCAUUUUCGCGUGUGAAGCGCCUCGACCCCAUGAAAGACGUUGAGGGGAAGCUGAAGAAGAGCGAGUAA